CAACCCUCAGCAUGGCGGAUAUGGAACCCACGAUCAACGUUCUGCUCACGACCUUUGCUGGUCUAGGACUCCCGAGAACACUCUCUCUCCCUACGAAGGCUUCCACCCCAAUCAGCUCCGUCUACAGCACGAUCCAAUCACGCCUACCAUCCUCCACAACGGAUGACGGCCUUCUGAUCACCACAGUCUCCAACAAGCAGCUCCUCCCUCACAACGAAUCACCGCUCACAUCUCUGCUCAGCUCACCCAAUGACACCAUCCUCUCGCUCCGCCUCUCGCGCAGACUAUGCGGUGGCAAAGGCGGUUUCGGGUCUCAGUUACGCGCUGCAGGCGGUCGCAUGAGCAGUCGCAAGAACCGCAAUAGCAACGUGAACCCUAACGCCUCUAAUCGAAAUCUCGAUGGGAGGCGAUUGAGGACAGUGGACGAGGCGAAGAAAUUAGCGGAUUAUCUUGCCAUCAAACCUGAAAUGGAGAAGAAGGAACGGGAAGAGAGAAAGAAGAGGUGGCAGGAGGUUGUGGAUGCUGCUGAGAGGAGGGAAGAGGAAAUCAAGGGUGGAAAGGCUGGUGCAAGUAAAGGCAGACUGGACGCCGAGUGGGUGGAAGGGAAGGAGGAAGUGGAGAACAAGACGAGGGAAGCCGUUGUGCGGGCCAUGAGGGAGGGUCUGCUGGAGCAGAUAACGGGAAGUGAGAGUAGUGCUGAGGCUGAGGACAGCGAGGACGAGGAUGCCGAGCAGAGUUCUGGCUCGAGCGAUGGUGUUGAGGCUGAAGCUCCUAAUACUGCCGCGGAUGGCGGCAGGAGCUUCUUCGGCUGGGAUGACGACGACGAUGAGGAUGACGAUGAGGACUCGGAGGAUGACGAAGUUACCGAGGAGGCAUAUGAAGGGAAGGGAAAAGGAAAAGCGAACGUCUGAA
Messenger RNA from Sphaerulina musiva SO2202, 912 nucleotides. RefSeq lists its product as uncharacterized. Bases 12 to 911 code for a protein of 299 amino acids. The transcript has a single exon. The record is from RefSeq and is a predicted model, not a curated record. Gene Ontology annotation, cellular component: nucleus. NCBI's taxonomy places the organism in Eukaryota, Fungi, Ascomycota, Dothideomycetes, Mycosphaerellales, Mycosphaerellaceae.